UCACAUGGUUUACUGUAAAGGAAGCGCGAUAAAAAAUAUAAUUUGUCAAACCUUUGGCAGAUGAGACACAAGUCAUCACCCGAAGCCCUGCAUUUGUAUUGUAAUAUUUCCUUUGGACUUUACUUAAAGUUUGUAAUUCUCAUUUAUUUUUUGAUCGGUAGCCUAAGUCUGGCUGACAUCCCUCUACAAGCGUCAGAGCAUUUUACGGGUUGUUUGGAUAGUUUUUGGGGGUUUUGAGCAUUGCUCUUCAAAACUUCAGGAAUAAAAUUGACUAGUAUAUCCACAGAUAGAGGACAAGACCGGCGAGAGACCAAAGAUGCGAGAGAAAAUAAGAGAGUUAUUUGACCAAUACAUCUCAGACACCCUCAGCUACAUCCACACAGUAGAGGGAUUCUGUGAAAGGCAUCCAAGGUGGAUCCUGCAGAGAAAGGAGGAACAAUCCCAGAUGAAGAACAUCAAGGACAUGGCAGAAGGAAUCGACCCCAACUUUGAUAAAGUCAUUAACUCUGAGGAUAAGGCAAAGGCAUUUCAAGAGUUCACAAAGAAGUAUCUGACCCAGGUAACUGCAGACAAUAGACAUAAGGAGCUGGAGAAGGAGCUAGAAGAUGUACUGAAGGACACUCUCAAAGGGCUGGAGGAGCUGGACUACUUCAUGGAUGCUGUGGAGAGGCUGGUGGUCACCUCUGUGUUUGUAUUUGCUGAUGAAAACCGGUUAUGUCCUCUGCCUCAGGGGAGGGAACCAUCAAGUGUCCGAGCUGUCAUCACCUCUGCUAGAAUGGCCUGUCCUCUCCUCAUCCACUUUAAGAGGGACGCUUCAGCCUUCUUUUCCCCAUGCCUCCUCAAUGUGGAGGUGCUGUACGUGUACUUGGAAAAUUACAUACACAUCUCUGAGCAGCUGUGUGAGAGAAUGAGAUUGGGAAAUGUAGAGAAUGACAACUUGAUGAUUGACACCAGCACUGAAGUGAAUGAAAAGUCCAUGCAGACCAUGUUUAACCAUUUGUGCCAUUUGAGUGAUAUCAGGAUGAACCAGCACCUCAGACUGACGUUCCUGUUCCAGGAGUCUGCCCUGCACUUCAUUGAUCUGUUCAGUCAGCGCCACUCCAGAAUGCUGGACUUUCUAAAAGAGCUGGAAAGGAGAGCUGGCAAACUAGAAGAGAUGAAAUUCGGGUCUGACAUCUCCAGUGUGGCAGGCAGUGCAGUGGGGGCGACAGCAGGGGCUCUGACCAUAGCAGGCCUGUGUCUUGCUCCUGUGACUGUUGGGCUGUCACUAUGGCUCACCAUCACAGGGCUUGGACUGGGUGUGACCAGUGGGGUCAACGGUGUAACCACCGGUGUCACAGAGAUAAUCUUUAACAGAUACCACAGCAAGGAAGUCAAUACAGUCUUUCAACAUUUCAUAGAGGACAUGCAAAUACUCCGGGGGAGUCUGGAGAAGGUGGCCAGCAGAAUUCUUCCUGUUGUGGGAUUUAACAUGGUAGCACUAGGGGUUGGGGUGAUUAUGGGCAAAGGUGCUGUGAGUUUAGGAAUGAAGAUCAAUGGCAUAGUAAAAAAUAACUCUGCAAUAGAGGCCUUAAAGGGGAACGGCAUGGUCAUGGGUGCAGGCAAGGUGGGACUCGGGGGGGGCAACAAACUUGCUGCAGAUUUACCUGACAUUGGGAUGUUGGCCCAAGGCACUCCACUCGCCCUAUCUAAGACAUUAAGGCGAUGUAAUGUGGCCUUAAAUGCCCUAUUCAUUGGCCUGGACAUCAUCACUAUCUAUAAAGACAGUGGCAGCCUCGCCAAAGGCAGCAAGAGUGAGGACUCCCAGCUCAUCCGAGCCAGAGUGGCACUGUGGCGCACGGAGAUCAACUCAUGUCAGAGGAUCCAUGACUCACUGUGCCAAGGCAUCCGUAGGUUCAGACAGAGUCAGCGAAUCCUGGAGAAACCAUUUUACCUUGUGAAGGAGUUAGAAAGUCUAGAGCCGCUUGUAGAGAUGGGACUCAUGGACAGCCUGAGGAUGAUAUAGAAACUCUGGGGCAGCCUAUGGAGGAGAUGAGACUACUGGGGCAGCCUAUGGAGGAGAUGAGACUCUUGGGGCAGCCUAUGGAGGAGAUAGAAAAUUAUUUGACCGAAAACAUGUCACAUACUGUACCCAACAGAUGUUGAAUUAUAUUAUUUGUGUGCAUGUAUUAGCAAAAAUGCUCAAGCUCUAUUAAGUCUUUGAAUUUCACCAAGCUGGCAUUGCCAUUGGUUAAUUCACUGCGUAAUAUGUUAAUUGCUUUUUCAUGAAAAAUCCCUGUCUCUAGGUUUUUGCGACUGGACCUGGCAUUCAAGCAUGGUGCUGUUGCUGUUAGCAUAUGUAUGGGCUGAGAAGAACAUUUGUAAGUAGAAAUUUUGAAAAUUUAGAAGUCAGGACACCUGCCGUUUGGACUCACUUCCUGUACGACUUAAUUGCUUAACAUGGACAUUUUAAAUGAUUACUGUGAAUGGUUUUAAUAAUGGAUGUGUUAUGAUAAGUUACUUAGAUUUGAGAAUAGAAGAGAACAGAAUUUUUUAUUAAAUGUAUACAAGAUUAUUAAAUAUUUUAUUAAACCUC
Molecule: messenger RNA, 2575 nt
Organism: Salvelinus namaycush (lake trout)
Lineage: Eukaryota; Metazoa; Chordata; Actinopteri; Salmoniformes; Salmonidae
Exons: 5
Coding region: 317-2005 (562 amino acids)
Biological process (GO): lipoprotein metabolic process; lipid transport
Cellular component (GO): membrane; extracellular region
Molecular function (GO): lipid binding
Source: RefSeq, a predicted model, not a curated record